AUGUUAGAAGAAAUAUCAGACCAACUUGAAAAAACUUUUAUGAAUGAGGAAAUCAGCGUUAAAAAUGGUGUUGGGAAGAAAUUAGAUGCUGAUGAUCGGAUUAUAUUGAAUGUUGGCGGCGUUAAGUAUGAAACAUUUCGGUCAACCUUAACGGCAUAUCCAGAAACACUUCUUGGGAUUAUGUUCGCAGAUCGAAAUAAAGAAAUGCUUCAUCCGAUAAAUGGCAAUGAAUUUUUCUUUGAUAGAGAUGGCUAUUUAUUUCGUCAUAUUCUUCAAUAUUAUCGCACCGGAAUGAUUCAUUGGCCAGAACAAAUUGCUUAUCAUGAUGAUUCCACAAAUCACACACAUUUCGAAUCAAAAAAGUCAAAAAAAUCAUCUGAAGGAUCGGAAAUAAGAGAUGCUAAUACUAUUCCAUCAUACAUAUUUCCAUUUUCUCGAUCAGAACUUGAACAAGAGAUGCAAUAUUUUCUCAUUCCAGCCCUGUAG
Messenger RNA from Racocetra persica, 486 nucleotides. NCBI's taxonomy places the organism in Eukaryota, Fungi, Glomeromycota, Glomeromycetes, Diversisporales, Gigasporaceae. The record is from the annotation of a GenBank genome assembly.